AUGGCCACUAGUGGGAGUCUACUGCAAGUAAGUCCUGUUGUAAUUACAGCAGUAUUAUCUUCUAGUCUGUUAGCAGAAAGAAGGGCCGUGCACAACCACAACUGUGCUCCCGGUCACCGCCGCGGGGACCAGGUCUGCUUUCCCAAGCGCCACGAGCACCAGCAGCCGCCACGAAGGCUACUGAAGCCAGUUCCGGUUGCGCCGCCGCCUUCCCACGCCCAGCGCCCGUCUCCCUUCACGCCCAGCGGCCGCCGCGCUUCCCGCCACGCCCUGGCGUCACUGCCGGAGCGGCCCAAGAUGGCGGCCGGCGUCUCCGGCGGGGAUCCUCUGCCGAGGCACAGGCGCCCGUUGCGGCGAGGCGCAGAGUGCCGCGAUCCGCUGCUGCCGCAGCCGCCCCUCGAGGGCGGUGGGACGGCCGAAGAGUCUGCAGCUGUAGAAAACAGGAAUAAGCCUCUUAACAGACUAAAUAUUCACUCUGCAUUCUGGAUUUUGGCAUCAAUUGCUGUGACAUACUACUUUGAUUUUUUUAACACUGUUAAAGAAACUAUUGAGGCAGAUAGCUGGUGGUUUGCCUCUGGCAGUUGUUUGCUGGCUGCAUGUUUAUCUGUUGCCUUGUACUGCAUAAUGUAUCUUGAGUGGUAUCAUGGAAUUGAGGACUACGACACAAAGUACCCAGCACUGAUACCAAUCACUACAGCUACCUUUAUUGCAGCAGCAGUUUGUUUCAACGUUGCCUUGUGGCCUGUCUGGUCAUUUAUGACACCUAUGUUGCUCUUCAUUCAGUUUAUGGGUGUUGUGAUGUUUGUGUCACUCCUGGGAUAAGUCAUUCAGCUUCAUGUGAAGGAUUCAAGUAACUGUUAUCCUGCAAAGUGGAUGUCACACUUGCUACAUUCCAGUACUUUUGUUAUU
Indicator indicator is the source of this 909-nucleotide messenger RNA. RefSeq names its product transmembrane protein 128 (gene TMEM128). The transcript has 6 exons. Lineage: Eukaryota; Metazoa; Chordata; Aves; Piciformes; Indicatoridae. Bases 1 to 822 code for a protein of 273 amino acids. The record is from RefSeq and is a predicted model, not a curated record.